Molecule: messenger RNA, 1229 nt
Organism: Rubroshorea leprosula
Lineage: Eukaryota; Viridiplantae; Streptophyta; Magnoliopsida; Malvales; Dipterocarpaceae
Source: the annotation of a GenBank genome assembly
UUCGAGUUGACAUUUUUAUUUACUUUAAAAUAAUGACAUACUUGAUUUUCAUCCAUGUCAGCAAAAAAAAAUCUCUUUCUUCCUCUUUCACUUUCUCUCUCCUUUACCUGUCCUUUUCCAUUACCUCUGCAAAUCCAGCCUCUCGGUUUUCUCAAACAACGGAGAAGCAAGUGAUGAUUGUCACCGUCGACGAUAGCGAGCACAGCGCCUACACACUGGAGUGGAUGCUCGAUCACUUCUUCGUUCCUCUAGGUGAUAGUGCCUUGUUCAAGCUUGUCAUCGUUCAUGCCAAACCUUCUGCUACUUUUGCCGUCGGCCUCGUCGAACUUGAUAGCUACACAUGUGGUUCUUAGUACUUUUACUUGUUGAUUCUCUCUAAUUUUUUCUCCUUUUUGCUUAAUUUUGUUUGGUUUUUAUCGUAGAAGCUGCGGAGAUUUUUUCAUUAUGGGUGUUCUCAAACCCAGAUCUGGGUUUUCUUAGGCUUGUUGAAUCAGCCUCGUUACUUCUUAUUUUAUUUGUUGAUUUUCUAGUUAUAAUCUAACAAAUCCAUCAAUUUUCUCUAAUCCCAAAUCUCUCUCUUUCUGGCUACUUUCUCUCUCUUUCCAGAUCUGUAAAUAACAAAAAAAAAUCGAAACAGGGCAAGAGAAACUGGAAAUUGACUGUGAUAAUAGCAACAAAAUCAACUCCCAUAACUCGCAGGAAAAUCAUCGAUGAACAAUCUCCCAUCUUUUCGUUCAAAUCUUGCUUUCUCCUUUUUUUUGUUCUUUUUUGUUCCGCAGAAUCAUCCGGUGGAGGAGGAGAAAUGGCGAUGGCAGGGCGCAUCAAAUCGAGUCUUCCUCUCUUGAACAAGCUAUUGAGAUUCGAUUCCACCUCUGAUCAUGGAUCCUCUCUUGAACAAUUGGUUUCCAAUUUCCCUUGCCCUAUUUUAAGAACCAGAUCUAGGUUGGUUUGAGAACCUAGAUCUGGGUUUGAGAAAACCUAGAUCAAUUGGGAACCUAACAAAUUGCUAAGGAAGGAAGAGAGGAAAAAGAAGGGUGAAGAAAGAGAGAAAGAAUAAGAAGAAGAAAGAAGAAGAAUCAGUAGGGAAAGGAAGAAGGAAGGUUGGUAGAUAGAUGAGGCAAAUCGUCGAAGGAUUGAGAGAGGAAAGAAGGAAGAAGAUGAAGUUUUUUCCUUCUUUGUUUCUUUUAGGUUGAAAAAUUGUGAAAUAAUAGUAAAAAUGUCAAAUUAUA